Molecule: messenger RNA, 2892 nt
Organism: Biomphalaria glabrata
Lineage: Eukaryota; Metazoa; Mollusca; Gastropoda; Planorbidae
Product: putative leucine-rich repeat-containing protein DDB_G0290503
Exons: 1
Coding region: 1-2892 (963 amino acids)
Biological process (GO): lipoprotein metabolic process; lipid transport
Cellular component (GO): extracellular region
Molecular function (GO): lipid binding
Source: RefSeq, a predicted model, not a curated record
AUGAUAUUACGUCUGAAUGAGCAAUUGGAACACAUGAGAAUAUGUUUGAAUGAGCGAUUGGAUCACAUGAGAAUACGUCUGAAUGAGCAAUUGGAUCACAUGAUAUUACGUCUGAAUGAGCAAUUGGAACACAUGAGAAUAUGUUUGAAUGAGCGAUUGGAUCACAUGAGAAUACGUCUGAAUGAGCAAUUGGAUCACAUGAUAUUACGUCUGAAUGAGCAAUUGGAACACAUGAGAAUAUGUUUGAAUGAGCGAUUGGAUCACAUGAGAAUAUGUUUGAAUGAGCGAUUGGAUCACAUGAUAUUACGUCUGAAUGAGCGAUUGGAUCACAUGAGAAUAUGUUUGAAUGAGCGAUUGGAUCACAUGAUAUUACGUCUGAAUGAGCAAUUGGAACACAUGAGAAUAUGUUUGAAUGAGCGAUUGGAUCACAUGAUAUUACGUCUGAAUGAGCAAUUGGAACACAUGAGAAUAUGUUUGAAUGAGCGAUUGGAUCACAUGAGAAUAUGUUUGAAUGAGCGAUUGGAACACAUGAGAAUAUGUUUGAAUGAGCGAUUGGAUCACAUGAGAAUAUGUUUGAAUGAGCAAUUGGAACACAUGAGAAUAUGUUUGAAUGAGCGAUUGGAUCACAUGAGAAUAUGUUUGAAUGAGCAAUUGGAACACAUGAUAUUACGUCUGAAUGAGCAAUUGGAACACAUGAGAAUAUGUUUGAAUGAGCGAUUGGAUCACAUGAUAUUACGUCUGAAUGAGCAAUUGGAACACAUGAGAAUACGUCUGAAUGAGCAAUUGGAUCACAUGAGAAUAUGUUUGAAUGAGCAAUUGGAACACAUGAGAAUAUGUUUGAAUGAGCGAUUGGAUCACAUGAGAAUAUGUUUGAAUGAGCAAUUGGAACACAUGAUAUUACGUCUGAAUGAGCAAUUGGAACACAUGAGAAUAUGUUUGAAUGAGCAAUUGGAUCACAUGAGAAUAUGUUUGAAUGAGCAAUUGGAUCACAUGAGAAUAUGUUUGAAUGAGCAAUUGGAACACAUGAGAAUAUGUCUGAAUGAGCAAUUGGAACACAUGAGAAUAUGUUUGAAUGAGCAAUUGGAACACAUGAUAUUACGUCUGAAUGAGCAAUUGGAACACAUGAGAAUAUGUUUGAAUGAGCAAUUGGAACACAUGAGAAUAUGUUUGAAUGAGCGAUUGGAUCACAUGAGAAUAUGUUUGAAUGAGCGAUUGGAUCACAUGAUAUUACGUCUGAAUGAGCAAUUGGAACACAUGAGAAUAUGUUUGAAUGAGCAAUUGGAACACAUGAGAAUAUGUUUGAAUGAGCGAUUGGAUCACAUGAUAUUACGUCUGAAUGAGCAAUUGGAACACAUGAGAAUAUGUUUGAAUGAGCAAUUGGAUCACAUGAGAAUAUGUUUGAAUGAGCGAUUGGAUCACAUGAGAAUAUGUUUGAAUGAGCGAUUGGAUCACAUGAGAAUAUGUUUGAAUGAGCGAUUGGAUCACAUGAUAUUACGUCUGAAUGAGCAAUUGGAACACAUGAGAAUAUGUUUGAAUGAGCGAUUGGAUCACAUGAUAUUACGUCUGAAUGAGCAAUUGGAUCACAUGAGAAUACGUCUGAAUGAGCAAUUGGAUCACAUGAUAUUACGUCUGAAUGAGCAAUUGGAACACAUGAGAAUAUGUUUGAAUGAGCGAUUGGAUCACAUGAUAUUACGUCUGAAUGAGCAAUUGGAACACAUGAGAAUACGUCUGAAUGAGCAAUUGGAUCACAUGAUAUUACGUCUGAAUGAGCAAUUGGAACACAUGAGAAUAUGUUUGAAUGAGCGAUUGGAUCACAUGAUAUUACGUCUGAAUGAGCAAUUGGAACACAUGAGAAUACGUCUGAAUGAGCAAUUGGAUCACAUGAUAUUACGUCUGAAUGAGCAAUUGGAACACAUGAGAAUAUGUUUGAAUGAGCGAUUGGAACACAUGAGAAUAUGUUUGAAUGAGCAAUUGGAACACAUGAGAAUAUGUUUGAAUGAGCGAUUGGAUCACAUGAUAUUACGUCUGAAUGAGCAAUUGGAACACAUGAGAAUAUGUUUGAAUGAGCGAUUGGAUCACAUGAUAUUACGUCUGAAUGAGCAAUUGGAACACAUGAGAAUACGUCUGAAUGAGCAAUUGGAACACAUGAGAAUAUGUUUGAAUGAGCGAUUGGAUCACAUGAUAUUACGUCUGAAUGAGCGAUUGGAUCACAUGAUAUUACGUCUGAAUGAGCAAUUGGAUCACAUGAGAAUAUGUUUGAAUGAGCGAUUGGAUCACAUGAUAUUACGUCUGAAUGAGCAAUUGGAACACAUGAGAAUAUGUUUGAAUGAGCGAUUGGAUCACAUGAGAAUAUGUUUGAAUGAGCGAUUGGAUCACAUGAGAAUAUGUUUGAAUGAGCGAUUGGAUCACAUGAUAUUACGUCUGAAUGAGCAAUUGGAACACAUGAGAAUAUGUUUGAAUGAGCGAUUGGAUCACAUGAUAUUACGUCUGAAUGAGCAAUUGGAACACAUGAUAUUACGUCUGAAUGAGCAAUUGGAUCACAUGAUAUUACGUCUGAAUGAGCGAUUGGAUCACAUGAUAUUACGUCUGAAUGAGCAAUUGGAACACAUGAGAAUACGUCUGAAUGAGCAAUUGGAUCACAUGAUAUUACGUCUGAAUGAGCAAUUGGAACACAUGAGAAUAUGUUUGAAUGAGCGAUUGGAUCACAUGAUAUUACGUCUGAAUGAGCAAUUGGAACACAUGAGAAUAUGUUUGAAUGAGCGAUUGGAUCACAUGAUAUUACGUCUGAAUGAGCGAUUGGAUCACAUGAUAUUACGUCUGAAUGAGCAAUUGGAUCUCAUGAGAAUACGUCUGAAUGAGCAAUUGGAUCACACGAGAAUAUGUUUGAAAUGA